This is a messenger RNA of Centruroides sculpturatus (bark scorpion), 641 nucleotides long. Its product is annotated as adenylate cyclase type 3-like. Gene Ontology annotation, molecular function: adenylate cyclase activity. The coding region runs from base 151 to 618 and encodes 155 amino acids. Gene Ontology annotation, biological process: adenylate cyclase-activating G protein-coupled receptor signaling pathway; intracellular signal transduction; cAMP biosynthetic process. NCBI's taxonomy places the organism in Eukaryota, Metazoa, Arthropoda, Arachnida, Scorpiones, Buthidae. The record is from RefSeq and is a predicted model, not a curated record. The transcript is spliced from 4 exons.
AUCACAAAUCUGCUAGUUGAUUAAAAUAUGCCAAUGAAUAAGGUGUUUAAAAAAUGAUUUUAUUUCUUUAAUUAUUAGUUUGAAAAAACAUCUAGGAAGUUAUUUCUAUGGCAAAAAGAAGUAGAAGAACAAAGAGAGAAGGUAGCAGAUAUGAGAAGGAAGAACGAAGCACUAGUUUAUAAUAUAUUACCACCUCACGUCGCUAAACAUUUCUUAGGAAGAAAUAAAAAAGACGAAGAACUAUACAGUAAAAGUUACGAAGCUGUUGGAGUAUUAUUUGCAGCCAUGCCGAAUUUUUCAGACUUUUAUACAGAAGAGACGGUUAACAACCAAGGAUUAGAAUGCCUCAGGUUUCUAAAUGAAGUUAUCUCGGAUUACGAUGCGCUCUUAGAACAGCCAAGAUUUCGCGAUAUUAUUAAAAUAAAAACAAUCGGUUCAACUUACAUGGCUGCCAGUGGAUUGAGUGAAGAAGAAACUGUUAAACAAGAUGCUCCAAUUAAAGAGAAGUGGGCUCAUCUGUCUAGGUUAACCGAAUUUGCGCUGACAUUAAAGGCAACUCUAAACAACAUCAAUAAAGAAAGUUUCAACAAUUUUGUACUUCGAAUGGGUCCGUAUUAACAAGUUAUUUUAUAAAAUAAUGC